UUAGAUGGGACUAAAAAUUUCUAAAAUUAGUCGACUUGAUGAAUACCUGAUUUUGUCCCACCAAACGCUCAUUUGAAAAAGGUCCGUGUGCUCUGUUCCAUGCAGUUCUGUUCUAUCUAGUAUCUACUAAAGGCCGAGUUCACGGGUGGCGAAAUCUAAUCCGAUAGCUGCCGGCGGCAGAAGAAUUCUCUCUUCUUGCAUGCCAUGAAUUUUCCGGAAAAGUUCAAAAUUCUAGAGAAAGAAGCGGGAAAUCCGUCGCCGGAAGUAGUCCCCGUCUCUGUCUCUGUCUCUGUCUCCUGGACCGAGACCUCAGACACCGUCUCUCGCCGCUUUGAAUUUCAUCCCGACGGCCAACUCUCCGUGAAGGUGCUGAAUGAUUCAAGACCAGUUAUCCACAAAAUCUCCGAGUCUCUUGUCAAUACUUUUCUCCCUUCGGGUUAUCCAUAUAGUGUCAAUGAAGGGUAUCUUAGAUACACACAGUUUCGAGCAUUACAACACUUCUCCAGUUCAGCAUUAUCCGUCUUAUCAACUCAGUCACUGUUAUACGCUGCAGGAUUAAGACCUACACCAGCACAAGCAACCGCAGCCAGUUGGAUACUUAAGGAUGGAAUGCAACAUGUGGGAAAGCUAAUGUGCAGCAAAUUAGGUGCAAGAAUGGAUUCUGAGCCCAAACGAUGGAGAAUUUUUGCUGAUAUGUUAUACGACUUUGGCACUGGUUUGGAAGUUCUUUCCCCAUUAUGUCCACAACUGUUUCUUGAACUGGCUGGACUUGGGAAUUUUGCAAAGGGAAUGGCCAUGGUUGCUGCUAGGGCAACAAGAUUGGCAAUUUAUUCUUCAUUUGCAAAAGAGGGGAAUCUUAGUGACUUAUAUGCAAAAGGAGAGGCGAUUUCUACUGUGUUUAAUGUUCUUGGAUUGGGUGCAGGGAUUCAGUUAGUUUCUACAGUUUGUUCAUCAAUGCAAGGAAAGAUGGUUGUUGGGUCUUUCCUUUCUCUGAUACAUGUUUACAGUACAUGUGAAGAAAUGCGAACUGCUCCUAUCAACACAUUAAAUCCACAGCGAACUGCAAUGAUCAUAGAAGAUUUCAUAAAGACAGGAAAGGUAUCAAGUCCUGCAGACUUGAGGAACAGGGAAGAUCUUGUGUAUCCAAGGAGAGUGAUAAAAGAAGCUGGAAAUGUGAAAGUGGGGAGAGAUUUACAUAAGGCUAUGAAGCCUUCAAGACUUAAACAAGUGAAAGAGAUUUUUCCAGAUGAGAAAUUUGUUUUGAGUUUUGAAAACAGGUGGACGGAUAUGGUGUUGGAGCAAAAUGCGAGUGGUGAAGAUGCAUUAAGAGGGUGGUUGGUGGCGGCAUAUGCAGAUCAGGAGGUUGAAAAGAUGGAAGAUGCGUAUGAAAAGAUGAAUGUGAUGAUGCCUGAAUUGGUGUCUCAACUAAAGGCAAAAGGGUGGCAUACAGAUCGUUUUUUAGAUGGAACAGGUAGCCGAUAUGGUUGAUAGUCUUUGGUGUAGUUAGGUUUACACUUUACACAUAUAUAAUAUGCAUAUAUGAAUUUGUUUUGUGUUUGCUAUCUCAUCAAUUAAAUGUUAAUGUUACCAAUAAAUAUAUCGGGUGAAUUGAAAGUUGUAAGUUGUAACUCA
Molecule: messenger RNA, 1632 nt
Organism: Lactuca sativa (garden lettuce)
Lineage: Eukaryota; Viridiplantae; Streptophyta; Magnoliopsida; Asterales; Asteraceae
Product: protein root UVB sensitive 2, chloroplastic
Biological process (GO): auxin polar transport; response to UV-B
Cellular component (GO): chloroplast envelope
Source: RefSeq, a predicted model, not a curated record